AUGUCCAGCUAUUGUAGAUCCUCUAAACCUACAUAUCCUAUGGCUGUCCCACCAUCAUACAGUGACUUGGGAAAGUCUGCCAGGGAUGUAUUCAACAAGGGAUAUGGAUUUGGAAUGGUCAAGUUAGAGUUGAAGACCAAGUCUUCCAGUGGGGUGGAAUUCACUGCAACUGGUUCUUCCAACACAGACACAGGCAAGGCUUCAGGCAGUCUAGAGACCAAAUAUAAGAUCAAAGACUAUGGACUUACAUUCACCCAGAAGUGGAACACAGAUAACACACUGGGAACAGAAGUUUCCAUGGAGGAUCAGUUGGCUGAAGGAUUGAAGGUGGCUCUUGACACUACAUUUGUACCAAACACAGGGAAGAAGAGUGGAAAGUUGAAGACCUCCUACAAAAGAGAAUAUGUAAAUCUAGGCUGCAACAUAGACAUUGAUCUCUCUGGACCAACCGUCUAUGGCUGGGCAGUGCUGGGCUAUGAAGGCUGGCUUGCUGGCUACCAGAUGGCUUUUGAUACAGCCAAGUCUAAGCUUUCGCAAAAUAACUUUGCCUUGGGAUAUAAGGCAGGAGACUUUCAGCUGCACACUAAUGUGAAUGAUGGCACCGAGUUUGGUGGGUCUAUUUAUCAGAAGGUUAAUAAUAAGGUUGAGACAUCAGUCAAUCUUGCAUGGACGGCUGGCAGUAACAACACACGUUUUGGUAUUGCUGCUAAGUACCAACUGGAUGAGAAGACUUCCAUUGUGGCUAAACUGAAUAAUGCCAGCCUGAUUGGAAUUGGUUACACUCAUGCCCUCCGACCUGGUAUAAAGCUGACCCUCUCAGGCUUGAUUGAUGGCAAGAAUUUCAGUGCUGGAGGUCACAAAGUUGGGCUGGGAUUUGAGCUGGAAGCUUAAUGCAGCUUUAGGUAAAACAAGGUGCUCUGGAAGAUGAAGGAAAAGUGUACCCCGUCUGUUUUGGCCUUAAUAUUACUCUGAAAUUUGAAGAAGUGUGAACUUUCUGCUCUUCCAAAGAAUCAUUUUAACCCAACGCUGAAGUGCAGAGAGUGCCAGCACAUCAAAUGAAGAUACUUGAAGGCACGCAUGGAAGUUGUGAUGUUUGUGCCACAUGUCACUUCAGUUUCCUGUAUUUUAAAUGUUCCUAAAACCAGAAGAAAAUCCCACCUCUCCCUAUUACUGUAUUGCAUCCUGCAUGUCCUGUACUUCACAUCCUUUUAUAAAAGGUGGUCUCUGUGCUAGAGUGGAAAAAUCAGUUUACAUCAGAAUGAAAUAAAUUGGUCAC
This is a messenger RNA of Opisthocomus hoazin, 1276 nucleotides long. The record is from RefSeq and is a predicted model, not a curated record. NCBI's taxonomy places the organism in Eukaryota, Metazoa, Chordata, Aves, Opisthocomiformes, Opisthocomidae.